GUAGCCAACCAGAAAGCAUCAUGCAAAUCAGAAUACUGUAUCCUGUACCAACUGCUCUGUUGCUAGCUGGUUGUUAUAGUGAUAAACUAAGGCCUUGCCUCUUGGCUUCUCCUUGAAAGAAAAACCUUUAAUUUCUCAAGGGAAGGAAAAGAAGAGAAGGAGGAGAAGGCGGGGGAGAGAAUUACAUGUGAAAGGAAAACAUUAUCUGGCUGAGAAGAGAAUAGCCAAGAGGGCAUCACUACAAAGAAGCAUUCACUGGCCAUGCCAGUGCUUGCAACAAAUGCUGAGUCAGAACCAGGUAUCCCAAAAUCCCUUUCUAAUGAGCUUCCUUCAGAAACCAUGGAGGAGAUAGAACACACAUGCCCUCAGCCUCGACUGACUUUGUCUGCACCUGCUCCAUUUGCAGGUGAAACAAGCUGCCAGUGUAAAGCUCCUCAUGAGAAACUAACCAUUGCUCAGGCCCGCCUUGGAACCCCAGUGGACAGACCUGUCAGAGUCUAUGCAGAUGGAAUAUUCGAUCUUUUCCAUGCUGGUCAUGCUAGAGCUCUUAUGCAAGCCAAAACUCUGUUUCCUAAUAGCUACUUGUUGGUAGGAGUUUGCAGUGAUGAUCUUACCCACAAGUUUAAAGGCUUCACUGUAAUGAACGAAGCAGAGAGGUAUGAGGCCCUCAGACACUGCCGUUACGUAGAUGAAGUAAUCAGAGAUGCUCCAUGGACACUCACACCGGAGUUUCUGGAAAACCAUAAGAUUGAUUUUGUAGCCCAUGACGACAUUCCAUAUUCUUCUGCUGGUUCAGAUGAUGUUUACAAGCAUAUAAAGGAGGCAGGAAUGUUUGUACCAACUCAGAGAACUGAGGGCAUCUCAACAUCAGAUAUCAUCACUAGAAUUGUACGUGAUUACGAUGUUUAUGCCCGCCGCAACCUUCAGAGAGGAUAUACUGCUAAAGAGUUGAAUGUCAGCUUUAUAAAUGAAAAGAAAUACCGCCUUCAGAACCAGGUAGACAAAAUGAAAGAAAAAGUGAAGAAUGUGGAAGAAAAGUCUAAAGAGUUUGUGAAUCGAGUAGAAGAAAAAAGUCACGAUCUCAUUCAGAAAUGGGAAGAGAAGUCUAGAGAGUUUAUUGGGAACUUCUUAGAGCUGUUUGGGCCAGAUGGAGCUUGGAAGCAGAUGUUUCAAGAGCGGAGUGGGCGCAUGCUUCAAGCGUUGUCUCCAAGGCAAAGCCCCACAAGCAGUCCAACAGGAGGACGUUCACCAUCACGGUCUCCAUCUCCCCCUUCCCCCUGGCUCUUCAGAAAGGUUUCACCCCCUUCUUCUCCAAAAGCCGCCUCAGUAUCCAUUAGCAGCAUGAGUGAAGGAGAUGAAGAUGAAAAGUAAAAAGAGGGGGGGAAAGUAAUAAAGAGAAAGAGAGAAUACACAAGAUGUCCUGCUAAUUCAGAAGUGAAGUCUAAAGGAAAAUACAAAAAAAAAUGAAGCAUGAGAAAUUUCUGGAAAGGGAUAGGGGCACCACAAGGAUAAUGAAGCACUGAAGAUAUCAGCUGCAACACAGGCACUUGCUGAAGUGGAGGUUGCCUGACCAACAGCGCAUGAUGAAAGGAUAUCCAGACAUUUGAAUAUUUCCCAACAAUUAUUAACAAUUUAUUGUGCUGUUUCAGUUGUUGUUGCUCAAAUCUCUUCAAGAGUUAUGAGAAAUCUUGCAUUAAAGGGGAACUAUGCAGAUGAACCAAGCUGGCACAUGGUAUGAAGAAGCAUUCCCUUCAGUUAGACAAGAUGCAUCUACAUUUGAACUCCAUUGCACAUUUGCUAAAAGCUGAACUUUUGAAAAUGAGGUACUGUCUGGAAAUAGCAAAAGCUCCCACAAUGCAAACAUGGGGGAACAACGCCCCCCCCAUCAAACCAUAUCAAUUGAACUAAACUAUCUUUCACAAUGGACAUACUUUGCAUCUACUGAGUUUGGUGAAAAUUGCUUGUUGAUCAGGCUUUUCUGUAAGGCGAGGUUAUUUAAAUGUGAAUAGAAUUUGUUUGGUUCACUCUUCCUAUGUUAUAUUAGUGUCUCCAAAACUAACAUUUUCUUUUCUUUUUUCUUUCUUUUCUUUCCUUUUCUUUUGUAAGAGUUUUCCCCCUGAUGUUGUUAAGAAAGCUGUUUCACAUCUGAUAAAUUUUAUUUAUUUUUAAUUAAUCCAUAGAAAGACCAAAGCUCAGGCUAGGCCCCAGUAAUAUUUUGUAUCCACAGAGUGGAUUUUUAAAUUAUUUUCACAGCUAGAUGUCCAAUUAUAAAAAAUGUGUUUGGAUAGAUUAAUCCAAACUUUUUGCUCAGAUAAGGCUGUAAGAUGAACUAGUUAACUGUUAAGAGGUCAGCCUCAUGAGACUGUAUGAAAAGCUUACUCAUUCUGAUGAAAAAUGUUUUAAUGUGUAUACACCCAUGGGAAUCCAUGAGUAAUCCUAUAGAAGCAAAACUUUACAUUAGAAGUGACUCUUCAUUACAGACCUUUGUAUUAUUGGAAGAUCUUAGUAGAUUCUCAGUGAAUUACACAGACAACUACAUUUUCUCCUAUCUUGCCCUUUCUUCAGUUUUUUAAAAAUCUGAAAUGUCCCCUAUAUGCUCAAGGUUUUCACUUAUGAAGCACAUAUGCACAGCACAUAGGUAUACAGAAGUAACUGCAUAUUUCCUUUAUAGACCCAGCCUACAUUCCUUUUUUUGCAGUUACAGUAGCUUGUGUCACUGGGGUUUCCACAUCUGCCAAUGAUAUGACAAAGCCAGAUAUGAGAAACAUGAGCAACCCACCUUGCAAAAUAAUGUAAGUGUAUGUUUGCAGGCUUCCCAUGGGCGUCAGGUUGGCCACUGUGAGAAAAGAAUGCAGGACUAGAGGGUCCUUUGGCCUGACCCAACAGUGCUCAUCUUAUACUCUUAUGGGAAAUAAUGGAAAUUGUGGCUCUUUAAAAGCAUUGUCAUGUCCAAUAAUACAUCAGAGUCCAGCAUGAUUCUUCUCUUAUGUGUGACGUAUUAAAGCCAUGAGCACUUUAGGUAAGCCAUACCGUUAUAGCCCUCCUACAGUAAGUUUUAAUAGGCGUGGUUAUUAUUGACCUGAAAGGAGCUGAAAUAUCUCCCACCAGCUUUUCCGGGUUCCUUCCUUUCUGAAAAGUGAGAUUACAAAGAGAAUGAAAUUAUUUGUGACCCUACAGCAGACCUGCAUAAUUUGUGACCCAUCAAGCUGACUGCAGUCCAUUAGCCAUGGAUGCAGGCUUAGUAGAACCUCCUGGGUUUGCUUCUUGUCCCUGGAAUGCAGGUAGAUGACAACUGACAAUAUAUGGCUGGUGGGAUAUGUUCACCUUCUAAGGUUAUGAGUUGUGCCUUACUGAUAAAUGAACUGGCUCAUCUUCCCAGAGAGGUUGCUACACAUAAACCCUCUCAUUUUUUAUUGCUGUCUGUCACACAUUCAAGCAAUGAUUAUUUUAUGCGCCAAGCUAGAUAGGAAUUAUAAAAAUAUAUUGGAAAUUUCAGCUUGCAGUAUCUAGAAUGAAGAGUGACAAAUAGGCAGCUGAUCCAUCCCAUUUUUCUCUCAAUAUUUAUCAAUGCAAUAUUUCCACAGGACAGGGAGUAUAAAAAUAACAAUGUACCACCAGAAACAACUAAUAAGAUAGAUACAUAUUUCAAGAAAUACAUGCCAUUUGUGAACAAUGGUAAAAUUCCUGUGUAUAACUGUGUGUUUGUGCAUCUCAUGGUAGUGACAGCAAUACCUUGUUUUUGGAUCUUAUUCCAUUUACUUGUGGAAUCAGAUAUUAGUGUGGUGUGCCUUUUCCACACAAGAUAGAUGUUGGACUACAACUUCCAUCAACCCCAGCCAACUUAACCAAUGGCUAUGGAUGAUGGGAGCUGUAGUCCGGCAACAUGCAGGGUGGAAGAACACUUUAAAACAGCUAUUUAAGAUAAAUUAUUGAAAAGCCAUACUUGUUACUAAAACUCUGUAAGGCAAAGACAGAAUAUAAAAACUUUUUCAAAGAUCCUAGUGUCAAUCAAUAUAUCACAAAACUAACCCAUUAGGCAGUGGAACAGUGCUUAUGAGUCAAGUCCCAUCAUGCUUGAUAGCCUUUCAACAUUAAUCAAAGAGGUGUUUUCACACACCAUAGAACUAGCUCCAAGUAGCUCCAUAUUUAGCUAACUUGGGGUGAAUUUGUGAUCUCUGUACACAUCUUGACACCUGCUUCCCUCAACACCCAUUUAAUGAAGGGUUAGCAAACUUGGGAUGCCUUUGUGACUAGUGAGUGACUUGUCUCCCUUAGUUUCAGGCUCCAGAUUCCUUGCAAGAACUCAUCAGGCACUGUGAGCUGUUUCUGGAAUGAGGGGAGUAAAAAACAAAGCAAAAUGCUUACUAAAGCAACCAUAGGUGGUCCACUUUCUGUCACAAGAACAUUAAGGAAGAUUUCCCUGUGUAUUUAUCUUUCAGAGACAAAUCCAAACUGCUUCUAGUAAUAACAAACUAGCUGCAUAAGUCACCACAUAUGUUACAUUUUCAUUACUAGUGGUGCCAAAGCCUAUGUGAUAACAGACAUAUGUGCAUGAGAGAGGAUGGUCUGAUUAAAAAUAUUCCUGUGUUGAUCAGGCAUCCAAGGUGCUUAAUCUCAUGCCUUGCAGGGGCAGUUGUUUAUAUUUCAUAGCUAUACAAAACUCAAGUCUUUGUAUCAGAAAUAAAUUACAGUGAGAUCAGUCAGAUCCUGACUGUUGCUGCUCACUAACAACCUCACUUAGACAAGAAAGAAACAGUUGAAAUUUAAGGAUAUUUACUUGAGCAGGGGUUUUUAGUAGGGGGGGAUUGGGUGGGGGGACAGAAUGUACAUCUGUGACUCUUAAAUCUCCAGCGGAAAGAAAUUAACCAGAACCACCGUUUCAUUUUUGAUGUACUUUAUAAAUGCAAGUGAUAUGCCAAAUAGCAAAGUCGUAUAGAUGUAUGUAAUGUUUUCAGUCAGUAGAUAAGGAGUUUCUGUUGCUGUGACAAAAACUCCAACAAGCAGUUUCCAGCAAUGAUAACAUACAAUAUUAUCUUCAGCCACCAGGAAAUGUUUAAAAAAAUUUUUUUGAGGGGGAGGGGCAUCAGUGGUGUUUUUUUAAAAAAUUAACUAAUGCUGACUGAAUGUGUUCCAAGCUAUUUACGUGCCCAAGAUCCAUGUGGAAGUAAAUUAAGUACAACAGGAA
Messenger RNA from Rhineura floridana, 5185 nucleotides. It is a transcript of the gene PCYT1B, whose product is annotated as phosphate cytidylyltransferase 1B, choline. The record is from RefSeq and is a predicted model, not a curated record. Lineage: Eukaryota; Metazoa; Chordata; Lepidosauria; Squamata; Rhineuridae. Gene Ontology annotation, molecular function: choline-phosphate cytidylyltransferase activity; phosphatidylcholine binding. Gene Ontology annotation, biological process: CDP-choline pathway. The coding region runs from base 262 to 1371 and encodes 369 amino acids. The transcript has 8 exons.